Messenger RNA from Nicrophorus vespilloides, 865 nucleotides. Its product is annotated as 3-oxoacyl-[acyl-carrier-protein] reductase FabG-like. The record is from RefSeq and is a predicted model, not a curated record. Gene Ontology annotation, molecular function: oxidoreductase activity. NCBI's taxonomy places the organism in Eukaryota, Metazoa, Arthropoda, Insecta, Coleoptera, Silphidae. Bases 1 to 771 code for a protein of 256 amino acids. The transcript has a single exon.
AUGGCCUUAAAAUUACCGUUUGCUGGCAAAGUAGUUUUAAUAACAGGCGCAUGUUCUGGAAUCGGAGCUGCCACAGCUCAGCUCUUCUCUAGGUCAGGUGCAUGUCUGUUCAUGUGCGGUCAGAACAAGGAUAACCUUGCGGCAGUUGCAGACAAAUGCAUUCAGAAGCCGGAAACCUUUAUAGGAGACCUGACCUGCGACGAUGAUAUCAGAGACAUAAUAAAAUCAACCAUAAAGACCUUCGGCAAGCUGGACGUCCUGCUAAACGUUGCCGGUAUUUUAGAGAGCGGCAACAUUGAAAACCUAGAUCUGUGUCACUACGACAGAACUAUGGCUAUAAACACGAAAGCCGUCUAUCAUCUAUCUUCACUGGCCGCUCCGCAUCUGAUCAAGACAAAAGGGUGCAUCGUAAGCGUGUCCAGCGUGGUCGGAAUACGAUCAUUUCCCAAUGUUUUGGCUUAUUGUAUGUCAAAAGCGGCAGUGGAUCAUUUUACAAGGUGCGCCGCCUUGGAGCUGGGUCCGAAGCAGGUUCGAGUGAACUGCGUUAAUCCUGGUAUGAUUGUGACGAAUCUGCACAAGAGCGGUGGAAUGUCCGAGGAAGCGUACGAAAAGUUCAAAGAGAGUGCAAAGAACACGCAUGCCUUGGGCAGGGCUGGUCAACCAGAAGAAGUCGCAGCCGCCAUGCACUUCCUUGCGAGCGACGAUGCAAGCUUCAUCACCGGUGUAUCGCUUUCCGUGGAUGGAGGCAAACACGCCAUGUGUCCAAGAUAAAUAUGCUAUGUCACUGACAAAUCAACCAGUUUCCAAUCAAACAUUUGACAGUUCUCAUCGAUGAUCAAAAUUCUCCGUGUCCGAAAUCUGCAAA